CCGCGGGGCUUCCUUUACCUUCCUUCGUCCACCUCGCCCCCAGGUGAACACGGUUGGGUUUCCGGCGAUUCGAUCAGGCCAUCCGCGUUGCGACUCGGAAGAUGGUGCACAAAAGGUCCACCGGGCGAUUCGACUCCAGCGGCGGCGCCAGCUCCAAUGCCGCCGCUCCGGGCUAUGCACCAAUGGAGUUCACGCACAAGGGUAUUAAGACAGAUGAGCGUCGAGUGGCAAUUUUCCCCACAGAGGCGCUAGCACCUUACGAAUCUUCUGCUCUAAGCUCAGGAUACCUCUUUCCUCAGACUUUUAUUAGUCGGUUGCCCAUGGUCUUUCUGUUUGCUGUCCUCUUCUCAGCGUGUUUUGUCAGCUCAGAUGCACUUGAUCCUAAUUCAAAGGAGGGAAAUUGCAACUUUAACAUGAUUGGGAUCUCAGCUUUAUCAUGCCAGCAUUUCAAUGGAUCAUCAAACUUGCCCUCUGCAUCUUGCUGCACAUCAUUGCUAUAUGCAAUUGAUGAGUUGCCUCCUGUUGGCGAGAGUGGAGAGUGCUGUUUAUGUCGUUAUACCAUUAAUAGAGGGCUCACACCUAAGUUGCCGACGUCAUACAUUGCUUGCAAUGGGAAGGCUAGAGCUAAUGUUACCAAAUGGACGUAUCCUAUUCAAACAUGUCGGCCAGCUUGUAAAGGGAGGAACACCUUCCGUGGUAAAGAUACUCCUGCACAGGUGGUGGAUCAUUGGGGAGGACAUGGAAGCAUUAUCAUCAUAAUCCUCGCUGUUGUGUCACUCUGUCUCAUAUUGUUGGUUGGCAUCGCGUGCUUUUGCUGGUCGAGGCAAACAAGAAGAAGGCAUGGGUCACUUCCCGUGAGAAACUUGGAAAUACAGCAAGGAGAGAUGCCAGAUGAGUCUGGUUCACAGUCCGAAAGCAGUCGAUCAUCUGGACAGCUUAAGGGGCGUAGGAAUUCAUCAGGACGGCGGCGUUCGCUUCUUGGUUCACCCAAUGUGUGAGGUUGUGUUUGGUUAAACGGGUUCUGGAUCUGCUGGUAGGAGUAGAACUUCUCUGAAAAUAUACCCGGUAUAAACGUAAGCCCUUUGCUGCAUAACAAGAGCUGUAAAAAAGCACUGCAUAACUAGAGGAUACUUGGUGUUGGAGUACUUUUGGAAGAGGUUGUACGUGUUGCUACUCUUGUUAUGGUUGUUACCUCUCUGC
Molecule: messenger RNA, 1200 nt
Organism: Brachypodium distachyon (stiff brome)
Lineage: Eukaryota; Viridiplantae; Streptophyta; Magnoliopsida; Poales; Poaceae
Exons: 5
Coding region: 102-998 (298 amino acids)
Source: RefSeq, a predicted model, not a curated record